Molecule: messenger RNA, 1950 nt
Organism: Trichomonas vaginalis G3
Lineage: Eukaryota; Parabasalia; Trichomonadida; Trichomonadidae
Product: ER to Golgi vesicle-mediated transport
Exons: 1
Coding region: 1-1950 (649 amino acids)
Biological process (GO): COPII-coated vesicle cargo loading; endoplasmic reticulum to Golgi vesicle-mediated transport; intracellular protein transport
Cellular component (GO): COPII vesicle coat; endoplasmic reticulum exit site
Molecular function (GO): zinc ion binding; SNARE binding
Source: RefSeq, a predicted model, not a curated record
AUGGAAAGUAAAGAAGAUGGUUUAAGCUUUUGGCGAACAAUUUUGGGGCCUCCGAAACCACAAAUGCCCGAAAUAAAGCGUGAAGAAGUCAGAGAGUAUCCUAAAGUUAAUGUAGAGAAAUAUAUUACAUCUUCUAUAAAUUUUAUUCCAAUUAAUAAGCGUGAUAAAGAACUUUUACGAGCUCCAUUUACUGUAGCUGUAACUCCAAUUAUCAGUGAUCCAGAGAAUAUCCCUAAAAUGGAAUACAGUUUCGAAGAAGCUCCAAAAUGUGGAAAUUGCGGAACAAUUUGUAACGCCAAAACAAUUAUUUUUAACGACAGUACAAAAUACUUGUGUGGUACAUGCAAAGCAGCUAAUGAAAUUCCUAUUGCAAUGGACGAAAAAUUCAAAUCAAAUCAAUUUCACGUAAAUAUGGUUGAAUACCCAUAUACAGAUCAAGCACUUGUCAAUGCACCCAUAAAGAACAUUUUUGUACUAGAAAAGUCAGAAUUAACAGUAAAUCACGGUCUAUUUUCAAAAACAAUCGAAAAACUCAUCAAUCGCAUCAAAACAUUAAAAUCCGGAUACUUCUCAUUCAUUAUAUUAACGAACACUCUUACAGUUCCAAAAAUUAGCGAAGAUAGGACCAAAUUUGCUUAUUCAAGUUAUCCAGACUGUUUUGAGAUGCAAUGUCCCUCAGCAGACAGCAUAUUCUUUGAUUUAUCGACCGAACAAGACUUACUCAUACAAUAUAUUACUUCUAUUUCAGAACUUUCUCAAGGAACAAUAUCAUCAAGUCUUUUUGAGCUUAUUGACUCAAUUGGAUCAUCAUAUGCAGGACAGAAUGUCAUGACAACCAUCUGUACGUCAACAAUUCCCACAGGAACAAUGGAAGAAGCCAAAGAACUCGGACAUAAAUUACUUUUAUCGUUAUCUCAUUUUGACUUGUUUAUUAUGAACCCUUCCAUUGAUACACAACCAGAUUACGCAUCUGUAGGUGAAUUGUCGAUGCUCAACAAUAGCCAUAUCAACAUUUUUAAUCCAGUUCAAGUUGAAUCAGCAUCUGAUGACAUUAUUUACAGAAUUUUCUGCCAGAAAUGUCCCGCAGCACUUGUCUCGUCCACACAUCCACCUUUCCUGGCAAUAAAGGACAUAAAAGGCUGCGGUAUGAUGAGAACUCAAAAUUCUUUUAUUAUGACAGCGGCAGAGCCAGGUGACACUUUUUUCUUUUUUUACGAUUAUAUUGUUGACCAGGUUGAAUUCACUAAUCCAUCCAUAUUAUACCAGAUGAGGUUAACACAUGAUGAUGGAUCUACAUCUAUCACGGUGGCCACAUAUUCCUUCUCUUUGGUGAAUAAUAACAAAUCUGUCAUGGAUCAUGCAAAUAUUGACCUUAUUUUGCAAUCUUAUAUCAUCCAGGCAAUUGAAGAUGGCCGUGAGAAGGCAGAUGAGCUUGUAAUGCUCUCGUCUUUGGAUAAAAUUCGAGAUGAUUUUCUGAAUCAGCCAUUUCUUCAGUUGAUGUUGACUGCGUCUGGCAAUAACAACUUCAGAUAUGCUUGUGUGUGCUUCGGAACAGCUUCGAAAUUGUUGAAUUUCAUAAGAGCUUCUGAUAUUAUGUCGAAAAUGCCACGGGAAUUCGGUUGGUAUUGCAUGCCACGCUUCUAUUGGCUACAAAGAAACACAACAGAAGUUCCGAACUUGUUAACUUUGAACGGUUUCAAUAGAUUUGUUUCUGGAGCGAUGUUUAUUAAGUAUGAUAGUAGACAUUCGCUUAUAAUUCUUGCUGAGAAUGAAGACAUGAAUGAGUGGAUCGAUUUAUUAAACAAAUCUCCGCUAAAAGAAGUAAUUCAACAAAUUUCUACUACUCCAUCUGUUGAAUUGAUCCAUCCGAAGGUAAAUGCAACACAUAAGACAUAUAUUACCAUUAAUAAGUGUAUGACAGCUCCGCUUCCUGCAACCAAAAAGGAUUGA